Molecule: messenger RNA, 3087 nt
Organism: Closterium sp. NIES-67
Lineage: Eukaryota; Viridiplantae; Streptophyta; Zygnematophyceae; Desmidiales; Closteriaceae
Source: the annotation of a GenBank genome assembly
AGCAGCAUGGGGAGGAACACUCGAUUGCCUCGCUUCGAUUCGACAUCCUCCCGAGGCUGCUGAAUGGCAGUCUGCAGCAAAUGUUGCUGCUACGAAAAAAGCCAGUAAUUCUGAAGCUCGAAUUCUGCACCGGCUCGCCCUUGGCUCGCGCUCUGUCCCUGUACAAUGAAUCACUCGCUUCGACGUCUGCCAACCAACCAAGCGUUGCUCGCUCUCGGCGUUGCCAGUGCUCGGUGUUGCUUGUUGUCGGUGUUGCUAGUUCCCAGUGUUUGCCGGUCCUCAGUGCUGUUAGUGCUCGGUGUUGCUGAUUCUCGAGAUUGACGCGGUGAGCAAUAGAAGCCUAGGCCUGUGAGUUCCAGCAUCGUGCACCGCGGCUCUCGGGGUGUCGUCAAGCCUACCGUUGUAGAAAUUUUCGUCUCGGCCAUCUCUCUCUGGAAGUCUCGUCUCGGCCAUCUCUCUCUAGAAGACUCGUAUCGGCCAUUUCUUCCUUCUACCAAUCUUGCCGAGUCAACGAUGAGAAACAGCUCACCUGCCAGAGCUGAGAACGCGCCUGGGUAUUACCUCUUAAACUGUCCACCGCCCGACGAGGAAGCCGCCCCGGACCUCCUGAGGGGAGUUGCGCCCCCCGCGAUGGACGGCGCAACGUGCGGCGCAAUGGUCGGCGCGAUGUGCGGGACCCACCUCGUCACUAUCCCUCCCUCGGACAAUCUCGGCGCGGGAAUGCACGAUUCGUCCGGCGAUGACUCCUCGGAGUACGGCGACCAGUGCGCACCGACCGCUCGCCUCGGUGACUGCGACACGUGGAAGCUGGCUGACGUGGCGACUGGCUUUAAAAAGGCGCAUUCUGAUUGGAAGACGCGGGUGAUUCACGGGCUGUUCUGGGCCGUGCCGUUGCUGCUUCUCGUGCUCGUCCCGCAAUUCGCGGCGCUGACGGCCAGCCCGGGAGAUCUGACGCGGCUCGUCGUCGAUGCGGAUUCGCCACGUGGCGGAAGGGUGGGAGGCGAGAGUGACGUCAUGCGGGAGGUUGAGAGGGAAAGCGGGAUCGUCGAAACGGUAACGGAGACGGAGACGGGGACAGCAACGGAGACGGCAACAGAGACGGCAGCAGAGAAGGUAGCGGAGUCAGCCGCGGAAGCGGCGUAUGUGGCGGAAGCGGAAGAAAAGGGCGCGGAAGAGGGCGCGGGGAAACAGAAGGAGGGGGCUGCGGGUAAGGGGAACGCAGUGGAAGGGGACGCGGGGGAUGUGGCGGAAACGGAGGAUGCGGAUGGUACUGCGGGGGAGGAAGCGGGGUUUGCGGAGAGCGAGGAUGGGGGGAAUGCGGAGGUCGCGGAAAGUGAGGAUGCGGGGGUCGCGGAGAGCGAGGAUGGGGGGAAUGAGGGGGUGGCGGAAAGUGAGGAUGCGGGGGUUGUGGAGAACAAGGAUGCAGGGGCGGAAAGCGCAGAAGGUGCCGCCGCGGGAGAGGGCGGCGGAGCGGAGCAGGUGGCUCCCGAGUCGAGUCAAGAAACGCAGGGUGGGGGGGACGAUGAUGCGGACAAGACUGAAGAUUCGAAGCCAGACAAGACGGACGAAUAUAAGGCGGAAUUGCAGCAGCGAACUCUAGGUGACGUGGAGCCACUCCAUUCGCCGAGGGUGCAGAAAUACCUUCAGGCCAAUAGGCGAUUGGUCUGGGAAACCGAGUGGUUACCCGUUCGGCGAGAAGAUUACUUUCACCCAGGCGAAAAGUACUACUUCGUUACCGGACAGCGCGAUUUCUGCGCUGGCAUUCGCCACUUCCAUCGCAGCCUGUCGUGCAAGAUCGCAGAGGCGGCGUUUUUGAAUCGCACGCUUGUACUCGAUAUGGGGCUGUGCAUUAACGGGUUGCACAACGGGGGAUCGGCAAGUGUUCACGGCCUACAUUACUACUACGACCUGCCCUCCCUCAGUGCUGCCAGAUUCACUCCCCUGCACGGUUUCCUGCAAGGCCUGGCGGAAUGGCAGCGGCAGCAGGAGCCAGGGGGGGGCGAGGGGAGGAAAAACGGGGCCGCGGAGGGAAGGAGACGGCUAAGGGGGGGAGAGGGGGAAGGGGAGGGAGAGGGAGAGGGAGAGGGGGAGGGGGAGGGGGGGGGGGCGUUUGCUGCAGCAGCGCCGCCUCCCUUGGCUCGUGUGGUGCAGGCUGACAUGAAGACAAGGGCCUUAGCCCAGGACACCACCACCACUCUGAUCAUUCGCGAUGGGCAUUAUGGCUUCGAUCCGUGCCGGGGCAGAAAGUGCAACUGGGCCAAUAUGAGAUUCGACUACAUCACAUCCAAUGAGACCGCCAUCCUCUUCCGCCCGGAGCUGAGGAGUCUAGCAGCCAACAUGUCGGCAUCCAUGGGUGGGGGUGACUAUGAUGCUGUGAGAGUGCGGCGCGGAGACAAGCUCAACACCAACAUGUGGCCCCAUGUGGCUAACGACACAAGCCCCCCAGCUCUCCUCGAGAAGCUCCCCAGGUUCGUUGCACCUGGGCGCACGCUGUACAUCGCGACCAAUGAGAAGACCCCCGGAUUCUUCGACCCCUUGUCGAAGGUCUACUCGAUUCGGCAAUUUCAAGACUUCCGCCCCCUCUGGGCGCCCGGCACGCCCUGGUUCGAUGGGUACGCGCGAAUCAUGGGCGUGAAUCCCAAGCUCGACCCCUACAUGGAGGCCAUUGUGGAGUAUAAAGUGUUGUUUUCGGCGAAAACAAAAGUUUUCACGUUCAACAACCUGACGAGUGAUGUGGAGGGGGGAUUACGGCCUUCGGCAAAUAAAGCUCAUUGACUGGGCUUGAACACAUCUGAUCUGCACGUGUUGCUCCAAAGCACCUCGUGCUCCUUGUACAGUGUUUUCUGUUCCUCUGUAGCUGGUGCUUCUUUCAUAAUGUUGUUACAGUAAUGCAUGCUAUAUAGCAGUGCAUGCAAGGCCCUUACUGGGCAUAAGUGGGUUGCUGCAACUUCAGGCUAAAAUGUGUUACGUGGAUUGAUCAUGCAUGGGGUGUUGUCUUGAGCUAGUGCAGUAGUUUUAUGUGCAGAUACCACUAGGUGUAUUUCACAAGAACCUGGGAAUGCUGCAGGACCAAAAUCUCUGAAAGGG